CAGUCGGAAAGAUGGCGACAGAGCGGGGCGGCGGUCCCGGUUCUUCUCGGCCCGCAGCGGCGGCGGAACACUCGGUGCUGGUGGUGGUGGGAGCGCUGUGGUCCCCCGGGCUGCUGGAGCUCAUUCUGCGGCAGAUAGAAACGGGUGUGCGCUGCUGGCAGGUGGAUCUGGAUGCUUCGGUUCUGGAUCAGCAGCUGAAGCUCUUUGUGUCGAGACAUUCGGCAUUCCUGUCUGAAGACGUCCCAGGUCAGCGGACUCUGCAGCACCGAGGAGAGGUUCUGGACACUCAGGUUCUGGUGAACCCGACCCAUGACAUUGUCUGCUCGGAGGUGCAGCGGCUGCUGUGUGACCCGGCUCGGCACAAACUGCUGGUUCUGGUGGGUCAGCGUGUGGAGAACAGUGGAGACAUUGUCUUACAGCGGGGCUGCUUCUCCUUCCAGAACUUCAUCCAGAACUAUUCUGACCAGGAGGUUCAGAACCUGUUUGGUUCUGCUCACCCGGCCCUGAAGACCCACCUCACCGUCAGCUGUCCGGACUCUGGUCUCUGGAAGGACUCGGACCUGCAGAACCACAACCUGCAGGACUUUUUAAGCAUCCGGAUGAACCCAGAACCCGUUCUGCCUGUAAUGGAGGGUCUGCAGGAGUUCUUGGAGUACCUCUCUGAGUCUCUGGAACCCGAGUCCCCCUUUGACCUCCUGGAGCCCCCCACCACGGUGGGCUUCCUGAAACUAUCCCGCCCCUGCUGCUACGUUUUCCCGGGGGGGCUGGGGGACUCGGCCUUUUUUGCUGUUAACGGUUUUAAUGUUCUGGUUGACGGCGGCUCGGAUUCCCGCUCCUGCUUCUGGAAACUGGUCCGUCACUUAGACCGGGUGGACUCUGUGCUCCUGACUCACGUUGGCGUGGACAACCUGCCGGGCCUGAACAGUCUGCUGCGCAGGAAGGUGGCCGAGCAGGACCAGGAAGCUGCCAGGUCCGCCUCUGAAGAGGACUGGACAAAGAACCUGGUCUCCCCAGAGGUUGGGGUGGUUUUCAUCAAUGCCCCCGGCAGAUUGAAGUCCAGCCUGCCAGAUCCAGGUGAGCUCCGGAGCUGUGACCAGGCAACUCUGACCCUGCAGCUCCUGGAGAGGCUGGCCAUCAAACCACAACCUCUGAGCAGGUCUAACGGGCCCACCAUAGAACCAAUCAUCUUGUUUCAGAAGAUGGGCGUGGGCCGUCUGGACCUGUACGUCCUGAACCCGGUCAGCGGCAGCAAAGACCUCGAAGGUUUGAUGCGACUUUGGCCCGAUGUUGGGUCCAGUGGGAAGACCUCUGACCUUCCCCUACCGUGCCUUGUUUCUAUUUGUGCUUUACUGGUCUGGCAUCCGUCCAGCCCUACGGAGAGGAUUGUCAGAGUCCUGUUCCCCGGGUGCACACCGCAGACCAGAAUCCUGGAUGGCUUGGACAAACUCAAACAUCUGGACUUUCUUAAACAUCCGUGUGUGUGUUUGAAGGACCUCGAAGAACCAAAGACCGAGAAGCAACCGAAGUGCCCAGAGAGUCGAGAAAGCCUUAAGUCCCAGUCCAAGGACCUGAGACCCAGUAGUGCCUUACAGAAAGACAAACCUGCUCAGGUGGACGUAAAAAAAUCAGAGACAAAGAUCCGACCUAAAGCUGCUGGUGAGGCCGCACUCAGAGACAGGAAGGAUGCUGAAGAACAGGCCAAACUGAAGGGCUCUGAUACGAAACCCAAACCAGCCAAACCCUCUGAGAAGCUCAAUCCAAAGAAAGACAGAUCAAAAGAGGACAAGAAAGACCUGAAGAAGGACGAGAAAGUCUCUGCAGCGAUUGCAGAGAAGAAGAAAGACGUUGCAAAGAAGGAAAAUGGAAGUACAAAAAUUAAUAAAAAACUUGAACCAAAGAAAACGGAGGAGAAGAAACCUCUGAAGUCCACCUUGAAGGACGCAAAGAAAACAUCCUCAGGAAGUCCAGACCAAAGGAAAGCUCCAUGUAGAGGUGGGACAUCAAAGAAGGGUGGGACAGUUGACCCUCUAGACAAAGGUAAGACAGAGUCAAAGGACAACCGGAAGGAUGCGGAGCUGACAGCUGGAUUUGAAAGACUCCGACUGGACGGGGAGAAUGGAAACAAUGGGUCUGAUAAGACACCAAUCAACAAGAACCAGAACUCCACCAUGGAAAGUACAGACAAGUUCAGGUCUCUGGGGAUGGACAAAAAAACCUCCUCUGAUUCUGCUGUGAACAGUUUGGGACACACUCCGUCCCUUCAGUCUUUUGAGGAGGACAUUCCUGGUUUUGGUGAGGACAGCAGCCCUGGAGCAAGAGGAUCCAGUCUGGGCUUGAAUGGCUGCAACCAAGGAGGUUCUUGUAGAAUGCCAGAGCUCAGCUCCCUGAGGGAAGGUCUGGAGAACUCUUCAUCCUCUCACGAUAAGCAGUCCAGCCUCCUCAGCUCGGUCCGGGACGUGAUGCCGGACUCGUCCCCCACCAUGACGUCCAUGCCGGCAGAGGUCGGAUCACCUCACUCCACAGAAGUUGAAGGUUCUUUCUCGGAAUGUGUUCUACCUCCUUCAGCCAAAGUCUUGUCCGACUGUCGUAUUAUUGACUCGGACUGCAGUACGGUCCCACCCAGCAGGUCUGUCCAGAACGGACGCUGCGACGCCGGGGACAGGAUGUCAGAACUCAUCUCAGAUGUCCCGCAUGAUGUGGAUCUGUGCCUGGUUUCUCCCUGUGAGUUCCAGCAUCCCAGAGCAGCAGAGAACCAGCACCCGAGUCCUGACCUUACCACUGCCGCCUCACCAGACCUGUCCCAAAUCAGCUCCCAGAACCAGACCAAAAGUGACUGCCCCUCGGCCUCUGGGCUGGAGACUCCACCCACUUCGAUUAGCCCCUCCCCACCAACAGAUUCUGAUGUCCCCCCUGGGACCGAGGAGUGCACCUCCACCGCAGACCUGGACUCUGAUGAAGACUUCAGCUGCCUCAUCAUCCACUCUCAUGACCCCCCGCCGGCUCCAGUCAAAGACCUGCACCCACUGCCGCCUCAGCCCGGAGCCUGCAUGACCGACCCCGAGGCCGACAAGAGCCUGAAGACCUCUGGCGCCAGGUUUAAACCGCUACAGAGAACCGCAUCAGGGAGUAGCUCUGCCCAGAGCGGGAAAUCCAAGACCGGUUCCUCUGGGCCUCUAAAGCUGAGUCUUGAAGCCAAACCUUCAUCUCGAAGUUCUCUUGGUGGAUCCAGAGUUGGACCUGCAAGACCCCAAACUUCAGGUUCCAGAUCUGCUGGUUCUGACAUGGCUGCUAUUUAUACAGACUUGGCUUACCUGCCGUCUGGCUCCGCCUCCUCCACAGUGGACCAGGACCUGUUCAGGCGCCUGCGCUCAUCGUAUUACAUCAUCAGCGGAGACAGUCCGGUGAAGGCGGCGACGAUGAGGAGCAUCCUGGACUCUCUGCUGGAGGGGAAGAGCAGCUGGCCCGACGUCCCGGUGACCCUCAUCCCAACCUUUGAUUCGCUAGCGAUGCACGAGUGGUACCAAGAGACGCACGAGCGCCAGCGGGAGCUGUCCCUCACCGUGCUGGGCAGCAACAGUACCGUCGCCAUGCAGGACGACACCUUCCCUGCCUGUAAGGUGGAGUUCUGA
Nematolebias whitei (Rio pearlfish) is the source of this 3629-nucleotide messenger RNA. RefSeq names its product microtubule-associated protein 1Sa (gene map1sa). Gene Ontology annotation, molecular function: actin binding; microtubule binding. Lineage: Eukaryota; Metazoa; Chordata; Actinopteri; Cyprinodontiformes; Rivulidae. The transcript has 7 exons. The coding region runs from base 12 to 3629 and encodes 1205 amino acids. Gene Ontology annotation, cellular component: dendrite; neuronal cell body; microtubule associated complex. Gene Ontology annotation, biological process: axonogenesis; dendrite development; regulation of microtubule depolymerization. The record is from RefSeq and is a predicted model, not a curated record.